GGAGACUCUGGCUCUCGAAUCCCUCUGACAGUAUCUGCUUGGUAUAUGAAUGAACUACUUUGUCUCUUCACUAUCCUUGAGAAAUGGUGGGACUCUCCUCCACUGCUGUUGAGGCAAUGGAGGUGUUGGUGAGUGAGCUGGGCGCACUGCUGAAGAUGCUGGACCAGGAGAACCUCAGCUCCUCCACCCAAGAGAAAAAGACCUCUGUGUGGAACCUCCUGCAGCAGAUACAGCCUUCAGUUUCAGGAACAGACUACAUCUACAUGAACUCAGCAGUGUACAGAAAUGGCACCAGCUUUGUAGAGUCCCUCUUUGAGACAUUUGACUGCGAGCUUGGAGACCUAAAGGACGUAACAGAUGAUAUAAAACAAGACAAGGACACACAAACUGAGAUUUUAAAACAGAGCUGUGCAGACUCUCCAGCCCCGCACUCAGCUGACUCUCCUCCCCCUCUGCCCACAACACCUCCUCCAGAGGACUAUUAUGAGGAGGCAGUGCCACUCAGUCCUGGCAAGAUGCCCGAGUACAUCAUCACACGAGUCAGGCCCAGCCCUCCCAACUCUAUAGAGGAUGGGUAUGAAGAUGCUGAAAACAACUACCCCACUACCUGCAUUAACUCACGCCGGAAAAACUCCUAUAAUGAUUCUGACGCUCUCAGCAGUUCCUACGAGUCGUACGAGGAGGAUGAGGAGGAGAGGAACCCUGGUGUCCAACUAACUCACCAGUGGCCCUCAGAUGAGAGCUCCAUGCCUCCAGCCAGGGACUGUCGCAUCUGUGCCUUCCUACUGCGCAAAAAGCGCUUUGGCCAGUGGGCCAAACAGCUCACCGUAAUACGGGAGAAUAGACUACAGUGUUACAAGAGUUCUAAGGACACAUGCCCCUAUGUGGACCUGCUGCUGCCCCAGUGCACUGUGGUCUAUGCUCCUAAAGACAGCAAGAGGAAGCACCAUGAACUCCGGUUCACCUUACCUAAUGGAGAUGCAUUAGUGCUGGCAGUACAAAGCAAGGAGCAGGCCCAUAGAUGGCUUAGGGUUGUCAGAGAAGUGAGCGGUCAGAGCACAGGCCCUGAGGAAUCUGUGUCUCCCAUCAUUCCAAGAAAAACUGAGCUUGACAAGAGAUUAUCUGCAGAGCGGAACACAUCCGAUUCAGACAGUGUGGGUGUGUCAACGGGAGAAAACUGCAGAGAAAAUGGUAAGGUGAAACGGGGGGCUUUUGCUGCAGGCCGAAAGAUCACACGCAUUAUCAGCUUCUCCAAGAAAAAGCCUCCCCGACCAGGAGAUUCAAGGACUGCCUACAGUGACCCUCGACAAGGCUACCUAUCAGUGCUGGUGAACCAAGUGUGGAGGGAACAGUGGUGCUGUGUGUGCAGAGGCUCCCUGCACUUCUACCAUGACAAAGGAGACCCUCGGACUUCCCUGCCCUCCCUUCCUCUUCAUGGCUGCGAGGUGUUGCCAGGGCUGGGACCUAAACAUCCCUUUGCCUUCCGAAUCCUGCGGGCCAGCACAGAGGUGGCUGCUCUGGAGGCGGCAAGUUCUGAGGAGCUUGGCAGAUGGCUCGGUGUCUUGUUGGCAGAGACCGGCUCCACAACAGAUCCAGAAUCACUGCAUUACGACUAUGUUGACGUGGAAACCAUUGCUAACAUCCGCGACGCUGCGCGGCAUUCUUUCCUGUGGGCUACAUCCUCCAGCAGUGCCUCCACAGAUUCCAGAACAUAUGAUGAGGUUCCUAAUGAGAAUAUGCAGUCAGUGGAGAACCGCAGGCAGCAGUCUGGGAAUCAAGGGAAGCGGCGCUCAAGCUUCUCCAGCAGUGACUCUGACAGAACGAAGCCAGUAGUCUCCCUCAAACGAACAGGCUCAAACUGCAACCAGUAUGGAAGGUAUGGGAAAACUCGAGCAGAGGAGGAUGCCAAGCGUUACCUGAAAGAAAAGGAGGACCUGGAAAGAGAGAGGGAUGGGAUUCGAAAUGCACUAGUGACCCUUCGACAGGAGAAGAGAGAGCUGAAGGAAGAGCUGAAGACUGCCUCUGAGAAGAGGAAGACCUUUCUGAACAAGCGUGUUUCACAACUGGAGGAAGCCUGUCGGGCUAAGGAGGCAGAGAGGGUGGACCUAGAGCUCCGACUGACCCACGUGAAAGAAAACCUGAAGAAAAGCCUGGCAGGAGGAGCACUGGGUGCUCCGGUAGAGGCUAAACCACCUGUCAAGAGUUCAAGCAAAAAGACCCAGAAUAUCUACAGUGAGUCUUUACCAGUGAACUGUGCUCUAGAGAUGCGUAAGAGACCCCCAUCUAUGUAUGCUUCUUCUUCAGGAACUGUCAUGCAGAAGGCAAAGGAAUGGGAGUCAAAGAAAGGAACCUAAGUGCAGUAUCAUGGAAAGUACUGGAGAAAGAUAUAAUGGAUAUCAUAAUGUGACUUUUGCCACCUUCAAUCCUACAAAGGAUAACCUCCCUUUUACUUUCCAAAGCACAAUCUUCAUUUCUUUCAUUUUGGAUUUCUGAGGAAAUAGAUGAUGUAAUGAAAGAAAUGAGCCACUAGGUGGAGUUACAUGUCACCAAAUAUUUACCCUUCUGUCCUUUUUAAAAGGUCUCCAAGUGCUAGAAAUCCACAGACAGCUGUCUGUCUCUAUAUCAUUGUUUUAAGUAACACAUAGUCAAAUGUGGCAAACAGAAAACUGAAAUUAGGGUAUAUAGAAGAAAGACACAAGAUAAGUGUAUUGAAAGGCACAGCAAGUGGUGUAAUGGAGAGACAACACAGGCUUGUGUUGGCACCAGUGUUGCAGUAGGUGAAAUGUUUAAAAAGUUAAGGUUCCAUGUGGGAAUAUACAACUUUAUAAAUGUGAUGUGGAGGAUGGAAGUUAGUUUAAGCCAUGCUGUCUUACUAUGACAUGUUAUUUUUUUCUGCCUGUACAUAGUGAGCCAUGACUACUGUUUUGUAUGUUUUAUACUUUUAUACUGUUCAAGGUUUCAUUUCUCGUCAUUAUCAGGAGUGUGCAGCGAUGUGCCAAGGAGGGCUGACUCACAAUUAGCUGUUGCUAUUCGGUUAAAGCAUCUGCUGGAUUAUUUGGUUAGAAAGAAAUCAUGCAUCCACUUGAAUCUUUUGGCACACAGUUGAGCACUCUGGCUAUAGAUAACUGUAUGACUAACAAAGUGGUGCUAUUCAGUAAUGCAUGUAGAUCUUUCCUGAGUGGGAAAAUCUCACUAUAUGUAAUUUUAACAACUUUUCUGCAGAACCUGUGGUUGACUUUUGCACUUUACUGUUCUCCUACCUGG
Scomber japonicus (chub mackerel) is the source of this 3264-nucleotide messenger RNA. It is a transcript of the gene afap1l1a, whose product is annotated as actin filament associated protein 1-like 1a. The transcript has 19 exons. Gene Ontology annotation, molecular function: SH3 domain binding. Gene Ontology annotation, cellular component: cytosol. The record is from RefSeq and is a predicted model, not a curated record. The coding region runs from base 84 to 2354 and encodes 756 amino acids. Lineage: Eukaryota; Metazoa; Chordata; Actinopteri; Scombriformes; Scombridae.